Acaulospora morrowiae is the source of this 267-nucleotide messenger RNA. The record is from the annotation of a GenBank genome assembly. Lineage: Eukaryota; Fungi; Glomeromycota; Glomeromycetes; Diversisporales; Acaulosporaceae.
AUGGAAGAACGCGUGACAUUUAAGGAAAGAAUAAAGUCAGAAUUGUCUUAUCACAACAUCAAGUUAUAUCCCUAUGAAAGUGAUGAACUUGACGAAAAUGAAAUCUCUCUUAACGAUCGCAUCAAGCAGCAAUUGAUUCCAUUCGCCAUUGUUGGAUCAGAAAAGAAUGUUCUCAUUGAUGGAAAGCAGGUUCGCGGACGAAGGAAUAAAUGGGGCGUUAUUAACGGUAAAUUGAAUUUCGCCUUAGGCCUAUUUUACAUCUUGUGA